Messenger RNA from Penicillium canariense, 327 nucleotides. RefSeq names its product Short-chain dehydrogenase/reductase SDR. The coding region runs from base 1 to 327 and encodes 108 amino acids. NCBI's taxonomy places the organism in Eukaryota, Fungi, Ascomycota, Eurotiomycetes, Eurotiales, Aspergillaceae. The record is from RefSeq and is a predicted model, not a curated record. The transcript is spliced from 3 exons.
AUGUCUACUCCAACCUUCACCAAGCCAUACCGUCCACUCACCUGGCUAAUCACCGCUGCUCCUCAGUCGCACGGCGGCCAAUGGCACGCCUUUGACGUUGACAAUCUUGCCGUCAUAGAGACCCUCGUGGAUAUUCUGGAGUCAUCAGAGCACAAGAUUGAUGUUCUGUACUGGUACCUCGCAUGCGCCAAGGCUGGCCAUGAGGCUGAGCGGCUUUUGCCGUUGGAUCGAGACAUGAUCCCGCGAGUUGGGCUCGUUCGCGACUGGUGUGCUCAUGCACAGAGGGUCGUCAGGGAUAUCGCGGGGAAUGUUUACGCCGAACAAUAG